AGAGAAAGCACGGUCUUCUGGGAAAAUCGCUGCCAUCUGCAAAGUUCCAAGCUUUGAAGAUCUCAGUAAUGACUCGAGCUCCCCUUUGAGACUUCCCCUAUCCUCCUUUUCUCUCUUCAUUUAUAAAUACUUAUUCGAACUCUCCCGCCCCCUGGCUAGGAGAUGUGAGAGGGGUUGCCAUUUUUGUUGCUUCUUGCCUUGACAUCACAUCCGCGUUCCCUUCGUCAUGGCGUACGAUCUCACCAACUCGAGGGCGCGCGACCCGCUGAUUGUGAUGGUGGUCUUUACUUUCAUUGCUAUCCUGACUACCUUCAUGCGCCUGAAGGCCCGACACCUGAGGAGUCUCCCCUUAGGCCUGGACGAUUACUUGAUGCUUGUCGCCUUGUUUUUUUUGCUUGUCUCAGUCAGCAUUCAGUUUGCCUGCGUUCUUGCUGGAGGUGUGGGUAGACAUACCAAAGACGUCGCCCCCGCAGACGUGGUAAAAACACUGAAGCUUAUCCUUCCUUUCGAGGCCCUCUACGGCGUUACACUUUGUUUUCUGAAGACCUCGGUCAUCUGCUUCUACCUACGAAUCUUUGGCAACACAAAAUCGUUUCGCAUAUCAGCUUAUGUUGCCAUCGUAAUCCUCAUCAUGUGGGCUAUGAGCAUUGUGCUUGAGACCUUCCUACUUUGCCGCCCCUUAGCAUUCAAUUGGGAUCCUACUAUCCCAGGCGGUGUAUGCGGCCAACGCAACAAGGUCUAUGUCUCCGCUGGCGCGUUGAACGUAGUCACCGAUUUCAUGGUCAUGCUUCUCCCUGUUCCUCACAUUUUGGGACUACAACUCGCAAUUCGCCGCAAACUCGGUCUACUGCUUAUGUUCUCCUUGGGUAUUUUUAUUACCGUCAUUUCAAUCAUUAGAAUCAAAUCCCUUCAAGUCAUUAGCUUUACCGACCCUACCUAUACCCUCCCUAUGGGUCUCCUCUGGACAGUCCUCGAGCCCUGCCUUGGUAUAAUCAACGGCAACCUUCCCAUGGUGCGCACCAUUCUCAUUGCCUUCGCACCUGGCAUCUUCGGAUCCACCAACGACAACACUACAUCGAGAUCAAGAACAAUGGGCCUUUCCACGAAAGAGGGAAGGAGGACGCCAUUCCAUUUGAUCACGACCGGCGAAGAAAUCGAAAUGGGACGAAAUGGCAUUAUGGUUGGGCAAACAAAGAGUUCAGUUUGGGGAGGAAGCAAGCCUAAGGCCCGCGAGACGGAGAACGACACUGAUAGUGAGCGGGCCUUCGCGAAGGGUACUGGAAUCAUGGUAGGCACGACUGUCGACAUCGAGAGCGCAUAG
Molecule: messenger RNA, 1321 nt
Organism: Amorphotheca resinae ATCC 22711
Lineage: Eukaryota; Fungi; Ascomycota; Leotiomycetes; Helotiales; Amorphothecaceae
Exons: 5
Coding region: 227-1321 (364 amino acids)
Source: RefSeq, a predicted model, not a curated record